Nicotiana tabacum (common tobacco) is the source of this 425-nucleotide messenger RNA. The record is from RefSeq and is a predicted model, not a curated record. NCBI's taxonomy places the organism in Eukaryota, Viridiplantae, Streptophyta, Magnoliopsida, Solanales, Solanaceae.
CUUGUUUCCAACUACUGUUCUUCAUUAUUAAUUCUUUAAUAUUCUCUUCCUUAAUCCUUAAUCUGUGGUAGUGUCUGUGGCUGAAGUUGUAAAAAGAUGAGAAGAAACUGUAACUUGGAGCUAAGACUUGUUCCUCCUUGUGUUUCAGCUUUUUCUCCUAAAGAUUGUACUACGAUCCCUUACUUCUCCAUGAGGGAUAACGAGGGCACAGAAGAGAAGCAACAGCAGCAGCUAACAAUAUUCUACAAUGGAAAAGUUGUGGUUUUUGAUGCUACAGAGCUGCAGUGUUUUAAAAGGCAUUUUCGGGGCGAGACGUAUCAAAAAUGCCCCGAGACGAUGGUGUGGGGCGAAAGUCUCAAGAGGCGUACGCCCAACAAUUCGGGGGUAUGCCCGGACGUUUGAGAUGCAUUUUUGUAGUAAGACGU